CACCAUCAACUUUGCGACUUUCCUCCUGUGGAGCCUGAGCGCUGUGUACUCGGCCGACCCUGUGCAAACCGACUUUCCUUGUCUCGACCAGCGGCUGUUGUCUUCAAGAUGGAUACCAGCCAUUUGGCCCAGCAGGUCAAUACAAUAAUCGGCCAGCUGCACGGCUUGUUUGACGAGAUCGGUGUCUCUAACCAUGAUCGCGAAGCGCGGGAGGCCGAGCUCUUUGCGGCUCUGUCCGAUGCGCUGCACAACCAAGUCCGCCUCGUGACGACGGAGAAGAAGAACAUGAUCGAUGAAGCGCAAAAGAUAAUCACGACGAUCCGGCAGAUGGAAGCCUCCCUCGAUGACACCAAGUUGCGCCGUGACUACCAGGCCGAGGAUGAUGACGACCUGAAGAUCACAUACCCGCUGUCGAGGUGUCUCCAAGUGCUGAAAGAUAAGCACAAGCAGGUCGCCCGUCUGCACAGGGAACGGUACGAGCAAGUCAAGAAAUUGGCCCAAGCGCUCGAGUCUUACUCCCUCCACCUUGAACCGAACUUUGUCAAGCUGGCUCUGCCUCCGACGGGACCUAAUCUGUCCAUCUCCCCCAGCUUUGAUCUUUCGCCGGCCUACGUGGAUAAGCUGGAUGCCGAGUUUACGCGCGUGUAUGAGGAGUACACCCGCCGCGUGGCAGCAGUAAAAGCGCUGGCCGAGAACAUCAUUCAGUUGUGGGCCGAGCUCGGGACGCCGCAAGCGCAGACGGACGGCGCGAUUGUCAAGUACUAUCGCGACGCUCCCGAGCAGCUCGGCCUCCACGAAGAGGACAUUGCUCGGCUGCGCUCCAAGAGAGACAAGCUCUUGGACGAGAAGAAAAAUCGCGAGAAGCGCUUGAAGGACCUCCGGAGCGCAGUUGAAGCCCUCUGGGAGAAGCUUGGAAUCGACGAAGGGGAGCGUAAGGCCUUCCUUAACGGCAACCGUGGCUGUGGCAUCCGCCAGAUCAACGAGUUUGAGGAUGAGCUGGCGAGGCUGAACGAGUUGAAGAGACAGAACCUGCAUCUGUUUGUCGAGGAUGCUCGGUGCAAGCUGCAGGAGCUUUGGGACGCCCUCUACCUGUCCGAGGAUGAGAUGCUCGAGUUCACCCCGGCCUUCUCCGACGUUUACAGCGACGCUCUGCUCGAAGCCCACGAGCACGAGAUUGCGCGACUCGAGGUGCUCAAAGAGCAGCGCGCGCCAACGCUAGCGCUCAUCGACAAGCACAAGAGUCUAGUGCACGACCGGGACGAGCUAGCUGCCGCCAGUCAGGACGCCUCACGGCUGAUGACGCGAGGCCAGAAAGGCGAGAAGAGGGACCCCGGUAAACUGCUUCGAGAGGAGAAGAUGAGAAAGCGGAUUGCCAAGGAACUUCCCAAGGUCACCGCCGAGCUGCGCAAGGCCUUGGAGCAAUGGGAAGACGAGUACGGCCGCCCGUUCCUCGUGCACGGAGAGCGAUAUCUCGAUUGCCUCGAGGCGGAGGAGUCAAAGCCAGCGCCGGGCCCAAGAUCGAAGACACCUGGCCCGACGCCCACACCCUCCAGCACUGCGAACACCGGCUUGAGCCGAGCUCGCAGUGUCGGUAGCAUCAAGUCUGGCCCGAAGUCCACAGCCAAGACGCCGACGGCUGGGCCAGCUACCAACACAAUCAGGGGCAACCAGACCCUCCGGGGCCCACCAACGAGCACUAACAAGGGUAGCCCGACACGGCUGCCGGCGCGGAUGCCGCUGUCGAAUCUCAAACACGGCGGCAACUCUCCCGACCGACCGGCUCGCCCCGAGUCAAGGGCCGAAACCGGGAGCAUCCGCCACGGCAACCCCGUCAUGCGGGCGCCCCCGCCGAAGAUGCGGGAUCUCCUGCCGCCACCAGAGCUGGAGACACCAGUUAACCACUACCGGGCGGCCGGUCUCUCCUCCAGCAUCGUCCGACAUGUCGAGCCGGAAGACGUCUACGACGACGGGGACCGGUACUCGUACCAAGAAAACAGCAGGCCGGCGUCGCGGGAUUACUACGCCUCGCGGACCGAGCGCUCGCACCCGCCGCCACAGGCGCAGCCACCGCCACCGCCCCCAGCAGCGGCAGCGGCACCCGCGGUGCGCCAGAUCUCCAACACCUCCACCGUGGUCACCGGCUCGGAGAACUGGGAGACGUACGACGACAACUCGGAGCCCGAGGAGGACGUCUCGGACACCUACUUCGCCAAGCUGCGCGCCGCGCGCGCCGCGCGCGCCCAGCAGGCCGCCGCCGGCCUGCCCAAGCGCCAGCGCGGCGGCUUCCCGCCCGCCUCCGCCCGUGCCGCGGCCGCCGGGCAGGUCACGGUCGACCGCGACGGCAAUCGGAUUGUGUCGGGCAGUGAGUGGACUGAUGAGGAUGCUUACUAGCUUAGCGCUGACGGGGACGGGGGAUGUUCCGCGCCGCCUGCGCUCCUCUCGAGGGCCGUCCGAGUUGCCCCGUGGGAAGUUGCCAGUGAAUGGCGAAUGAAUGGGCUGGAUGAUGGGUAUGAAGUUACGGCGCUACGACGACAUGUCUUGCUUUUUGUUGAUGAGAAGCAGCCAUAUGCGUUGAUGUAGCCUGGCACAUUCUUUCUUUGUGUGUGCUGUGUUGGAUUGAUUGGGUUGAGGAAACCCCCCCGGGGGUU
This is a messenger RNA of Thermothielavioides terrestris NRRL 8126, 2648 nucleotides long. RefSeq lists its product as uncharacterized. Gene Ontology annotation, biological process: microtubule cytoskeleton organization; mitotic spindle midzone assembly. Gene Ontology annotation, molecular function: microtubule binding. Gene Ontology annotation, cellular component: cytoplasm; spindle; mitotic spindle midzone. The record is from RefSeq and is a predicted model, not a curated record. NCBI's taxonomy places the organism in Eukaryota, Fungi, Ascomycota, Sordariomycetes, Sordariales, Chaetomiaceae. The coding region runs from base 109 to 2391 and encodes 760 amino acids. The transcript has 3 exons.